AUGGAUACUGGCGGCAAUGAAGCCGCAAGCAAACGUCCACUGCUGGAAGAGGAUACCGGAGAACCACUGAGGGUGCCACGAGCAGGCCAACGUGCUCAAGACGAUCCAGAAAGCUAUUCACUCCUGCAGGCUGGGUCCACCGAGCAGCUGUCGGGAGGAUCUGAGCCGCCGGAGCAAGGGGGCGGAGUUCUGCAAUUCCUCCGAACUGAGGAGGAAGUGGCGGAUGAUCGGUCGGUAGAGAGGCGGUAUGCUGAAGACACAAGGCGACCGGGCGAAGCUCGAGAUGGGGAGACCACGGCGAUAGAGAUGCAAAGCAUGGAGGCCGGUCAUUCCAGGGAGCUUUUGCCGGUGGUUUCUGCCGCUUCCUCGAGCGCGGCGCGGCCCGGGGACGACAGGACAUGCUUCAUUUGCCUGCAGGACAGUGAGAAGGACAACCCUCUCGUCUCCUGCUGCUCGACAUGCUACGCCCGUACACACAGACGCUGUUGGCGCGAGUGGCGUAACAAUCAGCACCGGACAGCUUUGCGCUCCCACCUGCUUGGGCUUCGCAUCCAAACAAACCAUAUGCUGCGCUGCACCAUCUGCAAAUCUGGAACUGCGAUGGUGGAAGGAGAAGAGAACGGCCUGUCGUGGAUGAACGAGCUAAUGUGUGGAGGAGAGCCCAGCGAAAACAGUUUGCUGGGGCGGCUGAUUGCGUUGGGAAAUCGAAGAGAAGAUUCAGACGAGGAUCCAGAAGCACAGCUGGAAGAUCUAAUUGACACGCGAACUUGCAUUGCUUUGGUCAUUUAUCUUGGGGUGCUCAUCGUGGCCAUCGUUGUGGCCUGCCUGCUGAUCGUCACCCGAGGGUUCUGGGCUGGCGACGUGGUCCUCUGCUGCAUCAUCGCUCUUUAUGAGCUCUCCGUUCUGCAGCUCGUCCUGCUGGCGAUCCUACGACGGCGGGACACAACGCUUCAAUCAGCUGUGACAAGGCAAGCAGCCGAAGAACCCGCAGCACGCGAAAUACAACUCCAAACGCUUUCCGAGCCAAGCUGA
Molecule: messenger RNA, 1032 nt
Organism: Symbiodinium necroappetens
Lineage: Eukaryota; Dinophyceae; Suessiales; Symbiodiniaceae
Source: the annotation of a GenBank genome assembly